CUGUAUUUGGAGCAUCCAUCAUCACCAGAGGCAAGAAGACCAAGCAGCUGCACUUUGACGUUGUAAUUUUGCAGUGUAGCAGAAACAAAAAGAUGGCGUAUGCAGCAAUGAAGCCGACAAAGCCCGGGCUGGAAGAGCCCCAAGAACAGAUUCACAAGAUUAGAAUCACCCUCUCUUCUAAGAAUGUCAAGAACCUUGAAAAAGUUUGUUCGGAUUUGGUUCGUGGUGCCAAAGACAAGAAGCUACGAGUCAAAGGACCUGUUAGAAUGCCAACCAAGGUUCUUAACAUCACAACAAGGAAGUCUCCUUGUGGUGAAGGAACAAACACAUGGGAUAGAUUUGAGCUUCGCGUCCACAAGCGGGUUAUUGAUCUUUUCAGCUCACCAGAUGUUGUGAAGCAAAUCACCUCGAUCACUAUUGAACCUGGUGUCGAGGUUGAAGUCACCAUUGCUGAUCCAUAGAUGUGCCAAUCUCCUUUUAGGUUUGUCUUGCAAUGCCUUUGGUUUGGCAUGAAGGUCUUCUGAUAGCUUUUUUUUAUUUUUAUGUAUGUCUCUUACAAUUACAAUUUUGGGGAUUUGCGUUUAACGGGAGGAAAAAGUAGACUUCUGUUCGUUAUUCUUUGAUGUUCAAUAACUUGAAUGUGUUCUCGAUUAUCGCUUUCUUUGGUUAGCAUUGAUGCAUUCGAAUUCGA
Molecule: messenger RNA, 691 nt
Organism: Cynara cardunculus var. scolymus (artichoke)
Lineage: Eukaryota; Viridiplantae; Streptophyta; Magnoliopsida; Asterales; Asteraceae
Product: 40S ribosomal protein S20-2-like
Exons: 4
Coding region: 93-461 (122 amino acids)
Biological process (GO): translation
Cellular component (GO): ribosome; cytosolic small ribosomal subunit
Molecular function (GO): structural constituent of ribosome
Source: RefSeq, a predicted model, not a curated record